UCUUCCCUCAGCGGGCCGUCGCCGUCGCGCCCGGAUGACAUCACGCCAUGGCCGCCCCGCUCUGCCGCCGCCAGUAGAGGCCCCGUCGCGCGCGCGCUGCCGCUUCCCGGAACCGCUUCUCCCGCUCCCCCCUCCCCGCCCGGCCAGAAACGAGCAGGCCCACAUGGAUGUUUCUGAAAGCCCAGAGCAAACCCCCCGCUCUCCCAAUGAGAAGGAGGAAGAGGAGGAGGAAGAAGAGCAGCAGCUGUCCGAUGACAAAAUCCUGAAAGAGAGCAGCUCAGAGCCAGAGCAGGACGGAGAGGGAGGGCAGGAUGCCCGUUUGGGAGAAGAGGAGGAAGAAGCGACCAAAGCGUUGAGCCAGGAGGAAGAGGAGGAAGAGGAGGAGAACCACUCCGAGGAAGAGGACCGCUUAAGUGAAGCCAAGUCUCCAGAUUCCGAAAACAACGAACCCAACAGGGAGCCGAAGGGCUCUUUGGGCAUCAAGGAGGAGGAAGAGAGAACAAACGACCUCGGCGACGAAGCCUCCUCCGUCACCCGCGAACUGGAUGAGCACGAGUUGGACUAUGACGAGGAGGUUCCGGAGGAGCCGAGCACCGUCGCUGCCGACGAUGAGACCGACAAGGCCGGGGGAGAGGAGGAGGAAGAGGAGGAGAAGGGAGACGAGGCCCCCGAAGAGGAGAAGAAAUCUGGCGCCAAGAGCGAGGAUGAAAAGGACGGGCAGGAGCCCCCCAAGGAGAAGAAGAAAGAGGAAGGUGACGGAGAAAUUGAUGACGGCGAGAUUGAUGAUGACGACCUAGAGGAGGGAGAGGUGAAGGACCCCAGCGACAGGAAAGUACGGCCGCGUUCCACUUGCCGAUUCUUCGUGAAAGGCCACUGCACUUGGGGCAUGAACUGCAGGUUUAUUCAUCCUGGCGUGAAUGACAAAGGCAACUACUCCUUGAUCUCUAAGCCAGACCCUUUCUCGCCCAACGGCGCCCCACCUAUCGGGCCUGGCCCUCACCCACUGAUGCCAGCCAAUCCUUGGGGAGGGCCGGCUGUGGAGGAAAUAUUGCCGCCGCCAGACCCUCCAACAGAAAGCGCCUGGGAAAGGGGAUUUCGCCACGCUAAAGAGGUUUUGAAAAAGGCCACGAUGAGGAAAGAACAGGAGCCAGACUUUGAAGAGAAACGGUUUACGGUGACCAUUGGGGAAGAUGAGCGCGAGUUCGACAAGGAGAACGAAUUUUUCCGAGACUGGAACUACCGGAUCACUCGAGAUGUGCGGGACUCCACAACGACGACGACGACAACCGAGCCGGACAUCAAAGAGAACACUAACUUCGGGCUCGACCCCUAUGCGGAUCCCUAUUACGACCAAGAUAUAGAACGUUUCUGGCGAGGUGGGCAGUAUGAAAACUUCAGGGUGCAGUACACAGAUCCAGAUCCAUACCGGAACUACAGGCUGAGUAAGGAAAGAGAAAGAGAACGGGAGCGGGAGAACCGGCAGCGUGAACGGGAACGGGAGCGAGAGAGGGAGCGGGAACGAGAACGACGGCAGCGGGAACGAGAGCGAGAAAGGGAGCGGGAACGCGACAAGGAACGCCAGCGAAGGAAAGAGGAAUGGGAGAGAGAGAGGGAACGCAUCAAGAGAGAUGAGAAGGACCGGCAGCACCGGGACCGAGAGAGGGAGCGGGAGAAAGAGAAAGAGAAACCAAAACCGAGAUCUCCGCAGCCCCCAAGUCGCCAGCCUGAGCCACCAAAGAAGGAGAAGGAGACAGCCACGACCACCCCUUCUCAGUCCAAGAGAGCAGACGAGUGGAAGGACCCUUGGCGCCGAUCCAAAUCUCCCAAGAAGAAGCACGGGAUGUCUGCUUCACCCAGCCGGGCCCGCCGGCGCCGGAAAACUUCUGCUUCAACUGGAUCAGCCUCUGGCUCUUCAAGGUCAUCUUCUCACUCCUCCUCCUAUUCCGGCUCUGGUUCUUCGCGAUCCCGAUCCAGGUCCUCGUCGUACAGCUCCUACUCCAGCCGCUCUUCCAGGCACAGCUCCUUCUCAGGCAGUCGGUCCAGGUCGCGGUCCUUCUCAACCUCCCCGUCUCCUUCCCCGACGCCGUCUCCGCAUAAACCUCCUGCCAAACCAAAAGGGGAGCCCGCACUGCCAGCCGGAAAGAGUGAUAAACCCCUGAAGAAAACAGCUGCUCCUCCAGUGCCCCCGCCCAUCGUGAAAACUGCACCAGCUGCACCGGAACCAGCCAAGGCAGGGGAUACCCGGGAAGCAAGACGGAAGGAACGUCAGACGAGGACACCCCCCAGGAGGCGAGCCAUCAGCGUGAGCGGCAGUGGCAGCGGCAGCAGCUACAGCGGUUCCAGCUCCCGCUCGAGAUCUUUGUCUCGGUCUCCCUCUCGAUCUCAUUCCCGGUCCUCAUCAGCUUCCGUGUCCGCAUCUCCUUCUGGCUCCAGGAAAUCCAGUGCCUCUUCCAGUAGCAGCUCGGUACGUAGCGCCGACUCGGAAGACAUGUACGCCGGCCUGCCCAGCCCAGUGUCUUCGGCCAGCUCUCGAUCCCCGAUUCCCGCACAGCAGAAGAAGGAGAGAGCGGGCAAGCUCAAAAAGGAAGGCAGCGGCAACGUCAAGGAGGAGAAACGGAAACGGGACGCGCCCCCGCAGCCCCCCAAGCCAGCCAAGACCCUGCAAGGGGGCAAGUCCCAGCAGCCGCCCCAAACUCAACAGCCCCCACCACCUCAGCUGCAGCUGGCAGGCUUCAGCGCCCACAAAGAGAUCAAGCUCACACUCUUAAACAAGGCAGCUGACAAAGGAAGCAGCCGGAAGAGGUAUGAGCCCUCUGACAAGGACAGGCAGGCCUCUCCCCCGGCUAAGCGGAUCAACCUGUCUCCAGACAGAGGUCCUCGCGACAGGAAGCUCGGCGGCGGAAGGCUGGCCUCACCCAAGCAAGACCGCCAGCGAGGCCCCAAUCCCAAGCCCUCCCCUGCUCAGGCCGACAAGAAGCGUCCGCUGUCUCCCCAGUCCAAGAGCUCCAGCAAAGUCACAAGCAUCCCAGGCAAGGGGGUGGAUCCCGCCCCACCGGCGGCUCCCGCGAAAUCGGGCAAGUCCAGCACAUUAUCCCGGCGGGAGGAACUCCUGAAGCAGCUGAAGGCCGUGGAAGACGCCAUCGCCCGCAAGCGGGCCAAGAUCCCCGGGAAAGCAUAGCCCGCCACCUCGGCUGGCCCCGGAUUAGAAGACUGCUCUCUGUGUUUUUAUAAAUAGCGUACAAGCAGCCACUUCGGAUUCUGCAGUUCUGGGUUCUUUUUUUAUUUUCUUUUGGCUGUGCUCCUUUUUAAAACAUGAAAUUGGGGGCGGCGGGGGGGUGGAACGGAAAAAAGAAGAGAAGUUUGUCAGCUACAACCCCCUUUUCCCUCCCCUGUGGAUCUGAGGCAGCUCCCUCUGGCUUCCUUUCCAACCGGCACCGUGGCAGAGGCAACCGGCCGGUCCUCUUCGUGUUCUCCCCCCCCACCCCACUCGGUCGUCAGGCACAGCAGACUCCGAACAGCAGCCCUGCCCGGUGCCGCAGCCCCCCCCCUCCUCUCUGCUAGCUACGAGCCGUGUCCCUUAGUUAGCUCUGCUGUCUGUGGGAUGUCUUCAGCCAUGCACCUCUGCAUACCAUGAAAGGAGAAAGCUGAAAACCACCAUCGCCUUCUGGAAAUGGACGCCGCCCCCCCCCCCAACAAGUUGUCUUUCUGCCUACCCCACCACCACCUCAUCCUCACCAGGAACUAAAUCGAUUUACAUAGAUCUCCUUGCAACGGAAGUCUGGUUGGAAGAUCCCCCCCUGUGUCUUUUAUUUUAAACAAAAAGAUUGUUUUAGUUGAUUCAAGAAGAAAAGGCAAAGGUCUUGUCAGGAUGCGUGUCUAAUAAGGAGGGCCAUUUUUUUGGAGGGGUUUCACUGAAAAUAAAAUAUUUUGAUAAACA
Molecule: messenger RNA, 3937 nt
Organism: Heteronotia binoei (common prickly gecko)
Lineage: Eukaryota; Metazoa; Chordata; Lepidosauria; Squamata; Gekkonidae
Gene: ZC3H18
Product: zinc finger CCCH-type containing 18
Exons: 19
Coding region: 35-3178 (1047 amino acids)
Molecular function (GO): metal ion binding
Source: RefSeq, a predicted model, not a curated record